Molecule: messenger RNA, 2590 nt
Organism: Bemisia tabaci
Lineage: Eukaryota; Metazoa; Arthropoda; Insecta; Hemiptera; Aleyrodidae
Product: copper homeostasis protein cutC homolog
Molecular function (GO): copper ion binding
Source: RefSeq, a predicted model, not a curated record
AGAUUGGCGAAACCUAGCGAAAACAUUUGUUUACUUUGUUUUGUUUUGAUUGUUCUGCGGGUAUCAAAUUGCUGCAAAUCAAUCACUAGAAGCGGAAUCCGUCUGUUUGUUUCAUCAUUUAUGUGAAUUUUUAAUUGUGAGUCCGCAUUCGAGUCAAGUUAUCCCGAUUUCAGUCCAUCUUUUGUGAAUAACGAAAUACCAUUUUGGUUUUCUAUACCACCAGCCAAGGAUUGCAAGCAACGAAUUUCACGUCUGACCCGAAUUUCUGCAAACUUUCUCCUUGAAUUCGAUAAUAUGGAAGUCUGUGUCGACAAUGUGGAAUCUGCCGAAAGUGCAAUCAAAGGCGGAGCUUCCAGACUAGAGCUCUGUUCAGCACUCAGCGAGGGCGGUUUAACCCCAACUGUAGGUCUCUUAACAGCUGUCAAAAGUUUCUCGACGAUCCCAGUAUUUGUGAUGAUCCGACCAAGGGGAGGUAAUGAUUUUGUCUACUCUCAACGCGAGCAAACUACCAUUUUUGUGGAUGCAACCUCUCUCAAUGAAAACGGUGCAGAUGGAUUCGUCUUUGGAGCACUAACCAAGAACAGGAAAGUGGAUGAGCACCUGUGUCAACGUGUUUUAGAUAUUGCCGGCAAAAAACCAGUCACUUUCCACCGUGCUUUUGAUCUUGUAGCCAACCCUAGUGAAAGUGUUGAGGUGAUCAUAAGGUUAGGAUUUUCUCGUAUCCUGACAUCGGGUCAGCAGCAAUCAGCGUUUAUUGGCAUAAAAUUGAUCCGAAAUCUAAUUGAACAAGCAGAUGGAAGAAUAAUCAUUAUGCCUGGAGCUGGGAUAAACAAAACCAAUCUAGAACAUAUUUUGCGUGAAACCAAAGCUGUAGAAUUUCACGCAUCCGGGCGCUACCACAAGAUUCCAAUUCUCAGUGAUGACUGUAUGUUGGAUCAAGAGGAGGACAGCAAAUUACAUCUUGGUGCAGCCAACAUAUCUCUCUACAAAACGGACGUCCAAACCGUCAUGGAUAUGGUCAGUAUUUACAAUCAGGUCAAAAGCCGAGUAUUUUGAUAAGCAAUCGCUUCACCUUGUACUUUGCCUCAAUGUUUCACGCAGGAGCAGUUUUGAAGCGGUCAAUUAAUUAAGUCUAGUUUAUGCUAGUAGAGCUCAUUGCAUUGACUUCAUCACUUGUCUUUAAUUUUUACUAUUUCUAUGUAUAGUUUGUUUUCUAUGGAAGGAAAAGUGCAUAACCAUAUUCUCUCUCUACGACUGGAUAUUGUAACGAUUAUUUUUCAUGGAUCCAGCUAAAUAAAAUACAGUCCCCAAAUCUUUUGAAUGGGAUCAUUUGAAAGUAUGUCUGCCAAACGAAACUAUGUGCAUUAAGACAUGAUGUGAACCCCGUUAUGCAUAUACUCUUAUGCGUCUUAAGGCUCAUGUCUUAAUGCACAUAGUUUUGUUUGGCAGAAUUACGUCCAUUUGAUCCCUGUAGACUCAGCCUAGACAUUUAUAUGACUGAUUUAACUGAACAAAUCAGCCUGACUACAUUUCAAGUUGCCUCUUUUUCUGUAAUAUUUUAUUUUUUUAACAGAGAACUAAACUUUGCAAUGACCUUAAAUUUUCUAUGAAUUCAUUCAUCUCAGAUUAUGAAGGACAUACUCAUAAAAUUUCAAGUUUUAGUAUUUUUUAGUUAACUACCUAUUGAAAAAAAAAAAAAAAAAAAAAAAAUUAAGCAACGUUUGAUGUAGUCGGGCUGGUUCUGAUUAAAUCCAUCCAAUUUUGCUGAAUAACUUUGCUGAUAUACUUUUAAAUAGCUCCUAAAUUUAUUUGCGGAUUAGGAUGCUCAAAUUUCCAACAUCUAUUGCUAAGUACAAACCUCAUUUCGGUCACCAAGUUGGCCCUCUGUUGCAAGUUGCAACUGGAAGAUAUCAAAAUCAAUUAAUCAGUGGUAGAAUCAUUAGAAAAACGGGAUAGCAAAUGCUAUGAAUCAGAAUUUUGAACCUACAAUGUUACCUACAAUGUGAGUUUGAGUAUUUUUGUUGUUGUUUCUUAUAUCCUUGAUCUGUUGUGUGAAAUGUCAACAUUUAAUUUUCUGAAGUUGCAAAGCCAUCAUCAGAAUACCUUUAAAGAGAAAAUAUAGCCACCCCACCAGAGGCCUAGAAGUAGCUGCAACUUUAGAUGGUUACCUACUGCCUUAUUUUUAACCCAAAAUGCCAUAAAAAAGAGGCAUCUAUUAAGAAAUGCUCCAAAUUGUUAAGGCAUAAUUAUUUUUAAACUAAAAUCAACUUAUUUUACUGUGCAAUUUGAGUAAAAUUCACAGUGCUACCAGGAAAUAGAACUAAAUAUUCAGUCGUGUUAACCAUUGUCAAUUUAAGACGAUUAUUAGGAAAUAAAACUGUAGUUAAAACUUUACCUUGUGAAACGUCAUACAUUAUUAUUUCAUGAGGCACAGAGUUUAGUGAAAUAUUUUAUUUCAUAAUUAUUCUAUGGCUCUAUUUUAUUAGUUUUAUUUUAACAUACUCAGUCAGGACAUCUGCUAUUUUCGGGUCUUAUCGUUGCUCUCUUUGAUUCUGAAACGGAGAUUUCUGGUGGGAACAUAGGAAAGCAG